UCAGCCUUGCCCGGCCCCCUCACGCCCCUCACACCCUCAGCCUUGCCCCUCUCUCUCACGCCCUCAGCCUUGCCCGUCUCUCUCACACCCUCAGCCCUGCCCGGCCCCCUCACGCCCCUCACACCCUCAGCCUUGCCCGUCUCUCUCACACCCUCAGCCCUGCCCGGCCCCCUCACGCCCCUCACUUCCCUCACGCCCCUCACGCCGGCGGCGCGGGCGGGGCCGCGCGCGCAUGUGACGGUCCCGGCCCCGCCGCCGCCAUGGCCGCCCGCCUGCUGCCCGCUGCCAAGUUUCUGAUCAAAGGAGGCCUGGCUGGAGCUGCUGUGUACGUGGCAUAUGACCAGGGGCUGCUGGGCAGUGGCACAGAAGGUGCUGAAGCACUCAGAAAAGCUCAAGAAACGCUGCCUCCAGCUAUCCAAGAGUGGACAGAUUACCUGGGCUGGGAGCUCCCAUCCACUCCAAAAAUUGACUUUUCCCUCUCUGCUUCCUGGAAUAAAGGGGUGCACACAGUGAUGUCUGCCUUGUCUGUAGCUCCCACCAGGGCCUGUGAAUACACAGUGGAAGGCUGGAAAUACGUGAAGGAUCUUGUGAAAUGAACGUGUUCUCCAGAGUUCAGGAUUCUCUCAGUUCACCCCUCUGGAGGGCAGCUCAGCCGUGUAAGGGCUACAAUAAAAGACUUUGGUGGAACUUC
Vidua macroura (Pin-tailed whydah) is the source of this 691-nucleotide messenger RNA. RefSeq names its product mitochondrial contact site and cristae organizing system subunit 13 (gene MICOS13). The record is from RefSeq and is a predicted model, not a curated record. Gene Ontology annotation, biological process: cristae formation. The transcript has 4 exons. Lineage: Eukaryota; Metazoa; Chordata; Aves; Passeriformes; Viduidae. Bases 261 to 596 code for a protein of 111 amino acids. Gene Ontology annotation, cellular component: MICOS complex; mitochondrial crista junction.